GAACCUCUAUGAGCUUAGCAGACGGAGCGGCAGGUAACGGCGGCAUGUCCCUUCGGUGUUGUGUUCGGUGCCCGGGCGAGUGGUGAACUUGGAAAAUCGUCGCGUGAAUUUUGCUGCCUGCUGUUACAAUGUCCAAAGCGUUGCGGAAGCUGUCAGCGUUACAGAAAUGUUGCUGCAUGCUGCUGGCACGGCGUCACCAGUGUACGACUGAGAAUGGCUACUUCCACAUUCCAGUGAUGCUGCAGGAGGUCAUCCAAUCACUUGGCAUCCAGCAAGACCAGACAUUUGUGGACCUGACCUUUGGAGCAGGUGGACACACCAAGCAUAUUCUGGCAGCUGCCAAGGGUGUUCGAGUGUUUGCCCUAGACCGAGACCCCAUAGCGUACAGGAGGGCGCAGGAGAUGGCCAAGCAGUACCCUGCGGGACGCCUGGUGCCCCUGCUGGGUCGGUUCAGUGAGCUGGGCCCCCUGCUGGAACGCCACGGAGUGUCUCCGGGCAGCCUGGACGGCGCACUGGUCGACUGUGGCUGCUCCUCCAUGCAGAUGGACGACCCCCAGCGGGGAUUCGGAUUGGCACGCCAGGGGCCCCUCGACAUGCGCAUGGAUGCAGCCAGGUUUCCCGACGAACCGACCGCUGCCGAUGUCGUCAACUCCCUCGACUACGACUCACUGGUGCAGGUGCUCAAGUUGUAUGGAGAGGAGAAGCGGGCCAAAAAGGUGGCACAGGCCAUAGUGGACUCUCGCUUCUUGAUGAAGAGCCUACGUACCACCACUGAGCUGGCACGCAUUGUCGAGGUAGCCCUGGAUGACACCGUUCGCAGUGUGGACUCCCUGGGUCGUCCCAGCCACCCGGCAACCAAGACGUUCAUGGCACUGCGUAUCCUGGUCAACAAUGAGCUCAACGAGCUGCACUGGGCCCUGGGCCUGCUGCGGCGAUGGCUGCGCCAGCCUGGUGGACGCCUGGCAGUGCUCACUUUUCACUCACUCGAGGACCGCAUCGUCAAGAGGCACUUCCAGGGUGUGGAUGUGAGUGAGCCAGUCGACAUAGCCCAGCGCUACCGCAAUGCGGCCGUGUGGCACAGUGCGGAGGAAAUGGUGUCCGAGCGGCAGUGCUACUGGCAGCCACUGGGUCCACUCCAGCUGCCAUCGAGAACGGAGCUGGAACGCAAUCCACGGAGCCGCUCGGCCAAGCUCCGUGUCGCCGAGAGGACGGCCGUCGAUUGACGCAAGCCAUGUCAAGCACCAAUCAAUUCUGUUCAUGAAAGGUUCACUUCAUUUCUUGCAUCUUCAGGAUCAUUAAAAGCAGCACAACAGA
Molecule: messenger RNA, 1314 nt
Organism: Dermacentor andersoni
Lineage: Eukaryota; Metazoa; Arthropoda; Arachnida; Ixodida; Ixodidae
Product: 12S rRNA N(4)-cytidine methyltransferase METTL15
Biological process (GO): rRNA base methylation
Molecular function (GO): rRNA (cytosine-N4-)-methyltransferase activity
Source: RefSeq, a predicted model, not a curated record